AUGAUAGGAUUUGGCAUUCUACAAAGAAAAUACAAAAACAAUAGACGUCACAAAACAGUUUCCGGUAAAACAGAAACAGAAUCUCAGUUUGUGUCCGAUUCCAUUGAAGGACAUUAUAGAUUCGCUGCAGUGGCAUCUGAUGCUGGCUCUCCAUGUGCAAGGAUCGGAACCCACAUCAUGAGACGACGUCAUGGGUCAGCUGUAGAUGCAGCCAUUGCCACUCUACUAUGCCAGUGUAUUUCUAACUUCCACAGUUGUGGAAUAGGUGGUGGCUUCUUCAUGACUGUCUAUAACAAGGAGAGUAGAUCUGCAUACACGAUCAUGGCUCGUGAGAUGGCGCCCAGUGAAGCUAAUGAGACCAUGUUUGUAGGUAGAUCAUCAACAGAAGGUGGAUUGGCUGUUGGUAUUCCUGGCGAGAUACGUGGUCUUUGGUUAGCUCAUCAGAUCGGCGGUAAACUACCAUGGAAAGACUUAUUUCAGCCAUCAAUCAAAUUAUGUCGAGAGGGUAUUGUGGUAGGAACCCCAGUCGCCUUUGCCAUGUCUCGUCAAAUCGAAACUAUCAAAACAUUUGAUGGGUUAAAAGAUUUAAUAGCAAACCCAGCAACAGGGCAUUUCUAUGAGGCUGGGGAUAUUGUAAAAAUGCCAAAAUUAGCCAGAACUUUGGAUAUCAUUGCUAAUGAAGGUGUUGAUGCAUUCUAUAAUGGCAUUUUGAGUAAAGAUAUAGUGGCGGACAUACAGGAUGCGGGAGGUAUCAUUACUGAGAGCGACCUUGCUGGGUACACGGCACUAAGAAAAGAUCCGUUGGUAGUUAGACUAAACACAGACAAAACUGUGUUUUCUCCUCCACCACCGUCAAGCGGAGCAAUUUUACAGUUCAUAUUGAAUAUACUUGACGGAUAUAACCUGCACGAGAAAAGUCUUUCUUGUAAACAAAAAGAAAUUGUAAUAUGGCAUAGAAUCAUAGAAGCGUUUAAGUUUGGCUUUGCUAAACGAACUAGCCUUGGCGAUGGAGAUGCUGAAAACGAGGCUUUUAGAAAAGAAUUAAACGAGUUGCUAAGGACCUUAUCGUCUGAGGUAUAUGCAGAAGAGAUACGUUCUCAGAUUUUGGAUAGUCAAACUUUCGGAACAGACUACUACGGACCAACUUUCUUUGAUGGAUUAAAUUCGUCAGGAACUUCACACUUGUCGUUACUAGCUCCUAAUGGAGAUGCUGUAUCGGUAACCAGUACCAUCAAUCUUUUUUUCGGAUCUAAAGUUGUUGGAAGUCGAACUGGUAUAAUAUUUAACAACGAGAUGGACGAUUUCUCUACACCAAACACGGUUAACUCUUUUGGGCUUCCUGCAUCUCCAGCAAAUUUUAUAAAACCUGGGAAACGGCCACUUUCCUCAAUGUCUCCUAGUAUUGUAGUUGGUCCUGACGGCGUGGUCAAUCUAAUUGUUGGAGCCUCGGGUGGUACAAAGAUAAUUACAUCCUCAGUACUGGUUACAGUUUUAACACAAUGGUUAGGAUUUAGUAUAAAGGAAGCCAUUGACCACAGAAGAUUACAUCAUCAGUUACUUCCUCCAAAUAUUGCUGUUGAAAGAGGAUUUCCAGAAUUUAUUCUCGAUGGAUUAGUUUUACGUGGCCAUAAUAUAACAGUUCAAGACAGUGCAGGGUCUGUAGUACAAGGGGUACUUCAACGACAGGAAAGCUGUGUUACUGCUAAUUCGGACUUCCGCAAGGAGGGUUUGCCCGAUGGAUUUUAG
Messenger RNA from Mytilus californianus (California mussel), 1746 nucleotides. Its product is annotated as glutathione hydrolase 1 proenzyme-like. NCBI's taxonomy places the organism in Eukaryota, Metazoa, Mollusca, Bivalvia, Mytilida, Mytilidae. The record is from RefSeq and is a predicted model, not a curated record. Gene Ontology annotation, biological process: glutathione catabolic process. Gene Ontology annotation, molecular function: glutathione gamma-glutamate hydrolase. The coding region runs from base 1 to 1746 and encodes 581 amino acids. Gene Ontology annotation, cellular component: plasma membrane. The transcript is spliced from 11 exons.